Acanthosepion pharaonis is the source of this 816-nucleotide messenger RNA. NCBI's taxonomy places the organism in Eukaryota, Metazoa, Mollusca, Cephalopoda, Sepiida, Sepiidae. The record is from the annotation of a GenBank genome assembly.
AUGGGAGAAGAUGUGACGUUACCCAUUGGCCUGCCGAAUGGAAUGUCCCAAGCAUCACACCACGAUUCAUUACUGGCUCAAAUCAAUGCCGGCUCAAGGUGCAAUCCCUUAAUUCAAUCCACGUUCGGAAAACCAGACUCUGUUGGGGAGCCGAAACUUACCCCGAUCGCCACUUGUCGAUCUGUCAGUUUACCGGAUAUUAUCGAUAGCACGACGGUUAAAACAUCGCCGGUGCUUAAGUUUCAACCUGGAAAUAAAGAAGGAGAGAACUGGACACAAAGAAAAGAGAGAAUUGAAUCGGCUUUAGCCUGGGUUCGUUCUGAACUGUCUAUCUAUCUAUCUAUCUAUCUAUCUAUCUAUCUAUCUAUCUAUCUAUCUAGUGUCUAUCUAUCUGUCUAUCUAUCUAUCUAUCUAUCUAUCUAUCUAUCUAUCUAUCUGUCUAGUUGUCUAUAUCUAUCUAUCUAUCUAUCUAUCUAUCUAUCUAUCUAUCUAUCUAGUGUCUAUCUGUCUAUCUAUCUGUCUAUUGUCUUUAUAUCUGUCUAUCUAUCUGUCUUCUUGUCUAUCUAUCUAUCUAUCUAUCUAUCUAUCUAUCUAUCUAUCUAUCUAUCUGUGUUUUCUGCCUGUUUUUCUAUCUAUCUAUUAGAACAACAACAAAUCUCAGAACAACAAGAAAUCUUAUAUUCUAAAAUAAAAUCUAUCUAUCUAUCUAUCUAUCUAUCUAUCUAUCUAUCUAUCUAUCUAUCUAUCUAUCUAUCUAUCUAUCGUAUAGUUUUAUGUGUAGGAAGGAUGAAAGUAAAAAUAUGUUAUUGUAUCUGA